AUGAAGUUACUGUCCACCAUCCCUCUCCUCCUUGCCGGGAUCGUGAGGGUUCACGGUCAGGGUUUCGAAGACAUUCCCAGUUGCACCAUCCCCUGCUUCACCCGCGCCGUCGCCGAUACCUCGUGCUCCCUCUUCGACUUCUACUGUCAAUGCACAAGCGGGGCGAAAGAGAUCCAGAACGUCGCGAUUCCGUGCAUUUGCCACAACUCGACGUGCAGCAAGCCGGAGAUGAUGCAGCUCGAGAAGGCGUCCAACAAUCUUUGCAGCUCGGCGCUUUCGGCGAGCAGCCAAACAUACGUCGGCAAGACUUAUCCGGCCACCAUUUGUCAAGCUCUCGCGACCGGCUCCAGCAAGACUGGCAGCACUGCGAGCGCUACAGAGUCGACUGCGACCAGCUCGUCAGCAACGAGCAAAAGUGCUGCCACGCCGACGAAUGCCGCAAUGCCGGGUGCGAUGCUCGGAAUGGCGGGAUUGGCGAUGCUCGCGCUGUGA
Neohortaea acidophila is the source of this 492-nucleotide messenger RNA. RefSeq lists its product as uncharacterized. The coding region runs from base 1 to 492 and encodes 163 amino acids. The transcript is spliced from 2 exons. The record is from RefSeq and is a predicted model, not a curated record. NCBI's taxonomy places the organism in Eukaryota, Fungi, Ascomycota, Dothideomycetes, Mycosphaerellales, Teratosphaeriaceae.